Molecule: messenger RNA, 1703 nt
Organism: Brachypodium distachyon (stiff brome)
Lineage: Eukaryota; Viridiplantae; Streptophyta; Magnoliopsida; Poales; Poaceae
Product: alpha/beta hydrolase domain-containing protein 17C
Exons: 6
Coding region: 156-1307 (383 amino acids)
Source: RefSeq, a predicted model, not a curated record
UCGCAGCAGCUUCCGGGAAGAAGGAGCCGCCCCCCAUUAAAAAACCGAACUCCCCAAGCCCAUCUCCCUACUCGAGCCCCGCCACCUCCGCCUCCCGCCGAACCCUAACCCUACCGCGCUCGCUCCCUCCCGCCCGGCGGCCGCCGAGCCAGGCGAUGGGCGCCGUCGCCUCGACGGUGGCGGCGCGCUUCGCCUUCUUCCCGCCCUCCCCGCCGUCGUACGGCGUCGAGCCGCCACCCUCUCCCGCGGCCGCAGCCGCCGACGGGGCGGUGGUGGAGCUCUGCGGGGUGCCCCGGCGGAACGGCGUGGAGGCGCGGCGGCUGCCGACAAAGCGCGGCACGGAGGUGGUGGCCAUGUACGUGCGCCAGCCCGGCGCGCGGCUCACGCUGCUCUACUCCCACGGCAACGCGGCGGACCUGGGGCAGAUGUACGAGCUCUUCGUCGAGCUCAGCUCCCACCUCAACGUCAACCUCAUGGGUUAUGAUUAUUCUGGGUAUGGGCAAUCAUCUGGGAAGCCAAGCGAGCAGAACACUUAUGCAGAUAUAGAGGCUGCUUAUAGAUGUCUCAUUGAAACUUACGGAAUAUCUGAGGAAAAUAUCAUUCUUUAUGGUCAAUCAGUUGGCAGUGGUCCUACUUUGGAUUUGGCAUCUCGUUCGCCUCAUUUGAGAGCUGUUGUUCUACAUAGCCCAAUUUCAUCUGGCUUGAGAGUAAUGUAUCCUGUAAAACAUACAUACUGGUUUGACAUAUAUAAGAACAUUGACAAAGUUCCACUGGUCAAAUGUCCUGUGCUAGUUAUCCAUGGUACAGCUGAUGAGGUUGUUGACUGUUCUCAUGGGAGAGCACUGUGGGAACUCUCCAAAGUAAAGUAUGAGCCUCUGUGGGUCAAAGGGGGAAACCACUGUAAUCUGGAACUCUAUCCUGAAUACAUUAAGCACCUAAAGAAGUUUGUCACAGCCAUAGAGAAAUCACCACCAUUAAAAGAUGGAUCUCCAGAAAGCUCAGGUCCUUCAGAUCUUGAAACAGGAUCUGAAAGUAUGGAGAGUUCAAGAAGAAGCACAGAUGUGAGGGACAAAUCAAGGUCAAGCAUUGAUCACAGGCGGAGCACAGAUCAACGGGAGAAACCAAGGGGCAGUGUAGAUAGGAGGGAUAAAGGCAGAAGGAGUGUAGAUCAUGCUGACAAACCACGGCCUAGUGUGGAUCAACCUGAUAAGCCACGGAAAAGCAUCGACCGCUUUGGAGGAAUGAUGAGGUCAGUCAAAUUGUGCAAUAUUGACUGCUUCAAAGUGACCUCCACUUCUGGGAGCUGAAAAUAGUGGAAGGUUAGUUUUUGAUAGUACUAGUAAUAUGUAUUUAUUGCAUUUGUAUAAUAUAUUCAAUUGGGUGUUUUUAGUUUUCCUGUGGAAGGUGUAUUGAUUUUGGUCAGUGUCCAUCUUGUUCACCCUGAGUUAUUUCUUGAGAAGAAAUGACCCGUUCAUUCCAACCCCUUCAAGUUUGCGAAGUUCAUUUGUUAAAUGAAGGACGCCCCCGUCCCACAGAGUGUCAAGAACACGGUGUUACACUGUACAUAUGCUGUUGUAUCAUUGCACUGUCGUGGUUUUGAAUUCCAUAGAAACAUUUCAUAGAUGUUACCAAUCUCAAUUGGAAUUUUUGUUUUUCCCUCUGGGAAAGUAAGUUCUCUUGGAAUGUGAUUUCGUGUUGCUUCA